AUGUCGUCGGACACGAUGCAGCCUGGUGAGUCCUGGCCGGAGCAGCCACGCGCCUGUCAUGCAGACAGGCCUCUGGAAGAGUCGGGAGACGUGGAAACCUUGGGGCCUCGGGACAACCCACCUGACGUCCCCAGAGAGGAUAACCCGCCCCCCCGGGAGCCAGGUGCUGGCACCCUGAGCAGAGCGGAGCAGCAGCCUCCUGAGGAGGGGCCUGGAAACCUGGAGCUGCAGAGGACUUCCCCAGGGAGACUGGAGGAGAGGAGCUCCCUGACACAUGAGCCAGGCCAAGUGCAGAGGGGGCAGGGCAGGCCUCCAAAGCAGGAGGAGAGCUGGGAGUGGCAUCCACAUCACGUUUCAGCUAAAGACUGGGGAAUGGAGAGGAGCUCCCUGACACCUGAGCCGGGCCAAGUGCGGAGGGGGCAGGGCAGGCCUCCAGAGCAGGGGGAGAGCUUGGAGCUUUGGGAGGUGUUUGAGGACGUGGCCGUGUAUUUCACACGGAAGGAGUGGGAGCUGCUGGAAGAUGACGACAAGGUGCUUUACCAGGACCAGAUGCUGAAGAAUUACCAAGCCCUCGUUUCCCUGGGAUAUCGAGGACCCACACCUGACUUAAUCUGCAGCAUCCAGGAAGGACAAGUGGAGCUCUGGGUCUGUGAUGGUGAGGACCGUGGGGAAAUCUCAGGAUCCAUGGGGAAAUCUCAGGAUGAUGAGGACUUGCUGCUAGGAGGUGCCUGGCUGCUGAGCAGAGCUGAGGAUCAGCCUCCUGCGAAAGGGUCUCCAGACCUGGAGCCAGCAUGGGCUUCCCCAGGAAGUUUGGGUACGAUGGGCUCCCUGAGACCAGAGGAGCAGUGGCAUAAGAGUCACGGGAGACUUCAAAAGCAAAAGGAGAAUGUGAUGAACCAGCAGCUGUCUAUCCACCUGGGCAGGAAGACACACCACUGCACUGAGUGCAGGAAGAACUUCAUCUGCUGGCAAGACCUGUCCCAGCACCAGUGUGUGCAGCACUGCUGCACCAAGUGUGGAAAGAGAUUCAGGCAGCUGUCCAGCCUGGACAGGCACUGGUGCACGCACACAAGUGAGAAGCUACAUCAGUGCUUGGAGUGUGGGAAGAGCUUCACUCUCUCUUCCAGCCUGGCUCAACACCAGCGUAUCCACACAGGGGAGAAGCCACAUCAGUGCUCAGAGUGUGGGAAGAGAUUCACUCACUCCUCCAGCCUGGCUCAGCACCAGCGCAUCCACACAGGAGAGAAGCUACAUCAAUGCUCAGAGUGUGGGAAGAGAUUCACUCAGUUCUCCAACCUGACCAAGCACCAGCUCAUCCACACAGGGGAGAAGCCACAUCAAUGCUCAGAGUGUGGGAAGAGCUUCAACCGAUCCUCCAACCUGGCCCUGCACCAGCUUAUCCACACAGGGGAGAAGCCACAUCAGUGCUCCGAGUGUGGGAAGACCUUCAUCCAUUUCUCCUACCUGACCAAACACCGGCUCAUCCACACGAGAGAGAAACCACACUGGUGCUUGGAGUGUGGGAAAAGCUUCACCCGAUCCACUUACCUGGCCCAGCACCAGCUGAUCCACACAGGGGAGAAGCCACACCAGUGCUCGGAGUGUGGGAAGAGCUUCACUCACUCCUCCAGCCUGGCUCAGCAUCAGCGUAUCCACACAGGGGAGAAGCCACAUCAGUGCUCGGAGUGUGGGAAGAGCUUCACUCAUUCUUCCAGCCUGGCCCAGCACCAGCUGAUCCACACAGGGGAGAAGCCGUAUCAGUGCUCAGAGUGUGAGAAGAGCUUCACUCACUCCUCUGGCCUGGCUUGGCACCAACGUACCCACACAGGGGAGAAGCCAUAUCAGUGCUUGGAGUGUGGGAAGAGCUUCACUCACUCCUCAGGCCUGGCUCGGCACCAGCGUAUCCACACAGGGGAGAAGCCACAUCAGUGCUUGGAGUGUGGGAAGAGCUUCACUCAGUCCUCCAGCCUGGCCCAGCACCAACGCAUCCACACAGGGGAGAAGCCAUAUCAGUGCUCAGAGUGUGGGAAGAGCUUCACUCAGUCCUCCAGCCUGGCUCACCACCAGCGUAUCCACACAGGGGAGAAGCCACAUCACUGUUCAGAGUGUGGGAAGAGCUUCACCCAGUUCUCCAACCUGGCCCAGCACCAGCUCAUCCACACAGGGGAGAAGCCACAUCAGUGCUCAGACUGUGGGAAGUGCUUCACCCAAUUCUCCAAACUCGCCCAGCACUACCUGAUCCACACAGGAGAGAAGCCAUAUCAGUGCUCAGAGUGUGGGAAGAGCUUCACUCACUCCUCAGGCCUGGCUCACCACCAGCGUAUUCACACAGGGGAGAAGCCACAUCACUGCUUAGAGUGUGGGAAGAGCUUCACCCUGUCCUCCGACCUGACCAAACACCGCCUCAUCCACACGGGAGAGAAACCACAUUGGUGCUCGGAGUGUGGGAAAAGCUUCACCCUGUCCUCUAACCGGGCCCAGCACCAACUGAUCCACACAGGGGAGAAGCCACACCAGUGCUCGGAGUGCGGGAAGAGCUUCACUCACUCCUCCAACCUGACUCAGCACCAGCGUAUCCACACAGGGGAAAAGCCAUAUCACUGCUCGGAGUGUGGGAAGAGUUUCACUUACUCCUCCAGCCUGGCUCGGCACCAGCUUAUCCACACAGAGAAGAAAACAUAUCAGUGCUUAGGGUGCGGGAAGUGCUUCCUCCACUCCUCCAAACUGGCCCAGCACCAGUGCAUCCCUAUCCAGGAGUGUCCUUAAUUCUGCCAGCAAUACAGGAAGGAUUUGGAGAUGUAUACCUGCUCAGCACUCAACAGUGUCUGCAUCCAAGGAAGCAGCCUCAUGCUGGUGCAGUGCAGCAAGCGUUCACUUUUUGUUCAGCCUUUCUAGGUCACUGCAAAAGCCGAAGGACACAGAGGUUUGAUGCGUGUGAGGGUUUAAAAGGAAACAUCUCAGGUAGAGGCCAGUCUGGAUACUGGUGGGAACCUGUGAAGAGAUGAUCUCUGCAUCAGCCUUGGAGCCUCUGCCAUCCUCAUCAUUCUCUAAAAGCAGCCAGUGCUCCCAGGGGGAGAAGAAGUGCCUCCAGAAUAGGUGCCCUCCCCAAGACAGCUGGCUCCAGGUGACACCCAGGGACAAUCUUUGACCGACUCCCAGCUUCAACUUUCCUCCUGGGCCCAGGGUUCUUGUAUGCGAGGCUCUAGAGUUGCAAGAAGGAGGACAUUUUUUGCUAGGGAAGCAUUCCUUGCCUUCCACCCUGACCAUGCCUUUUCUCCCCACCACAUCACCCCUCUCUCAGGCGUGCACUUACCCUUCGCAGUCUGCAAGAAACUGCUACUGCCACCCAGUAAACCCAGUUUGUCAAGAUUUAGCUUUUCAGCCUCUCAUCAGAACUGCACCACCAGGUGCAAGCUGCUCCCCCACCCUCCUUCCCUUCAUGCCCUUCUCUAUAACAGAUUCCUUGGUAAUCACGCCCCACAACUUAACAUGAUACCCCUGUGCCUGGUCUCUAUGUCCUCUCCAGAGCUGUGACAUGGGAACAGACCAGGGCCCAGAACCCUUUUCAUGGAAGCUCUCUCUGUGGUUUGUCAGCCCCUUUCCUUUCCAGAGGAUUCACCACUAUUCAGGGGGUUUUGCUAAGCCUCAGGAGCAGGAGUUGGUCACAUUUGAGGCAUCACAUCUAUGUCCUACUGUGCUGCUAAGGACCCUGCUGUUUUGAAUGAACCUUUGGCCAGGGGGAAGUAGAGUGCCUUUUCUGGGUUAAAUGUGAUACUAAGGGUAAAGGAGCUGCAACCUGUGACAAGUCCUGCCUCUUCUAUGGGAGGGUGGGGAAAGUAUGAAGCCAUCCUGUGGGUGAAAUGCAGCACAUUGUAAUUUCCGAUUGGGAAUACUGAGGCUUCCCUGCUAGUGCCAAAGCCAUUUGGCUCCAUGAGUGUCCUGUAGGGGCUACUUCAAGAAGUUAACUCAUCCUGCAGAAAAGGCCCUGGGGUUGCAGUGGACUAUACACUGAAUAUGAGCCAGCAGUGUGUCCUUGUUGCCAAGAAGACUAACAGCAUCCUGGGCUGCAUUGGUAGGUGUGUUGGCAGUGGGUAAAGGGAAGUGAUUAUUUCCUUCUGUUCAGCACUGGGGAGGCCACAUCUGGAGUUCUGUAUUCAGUUUUGGGCCUAGCACUGCAGAAUGGAUGUGGACACAUUGGAGACAGUCCAGUGGUGGGCGACAAAAUGGUGAGGGGGCUGGGGGACAUGACUUAUGAGGAUAGGCUGAGGAAACUGGGCUUAUUUAGUCUACAGAAGAAAAGACUUAGAUUUAAUAGAAAGUCUGAAAGACUGGGAUUUAAUAGAAGCUUUCCAACCACCUGAUGAAUGGCUUCAAAGAGGAUGGAGCUGAACUCUUCUCAGUGGUGUCAGAUGAUAGAACAAGGAGCAACCAUCUGAAGUUGCCACAAGGGAAGUUUUGGUUAGAUAGGAUGAAUUUUCUCACCACGAUAGUAGUAAAACGCUGGAGCAGGUUCCCCAGAGAGGUGGUGGCAUCUCCAUCCUUGGAGGUUUUCAAGACCCGGCUGGACAAAACUUUGGCUGGGAGGCUGGGCACCUUCAAGUCAGCUGGUCCUGACAUUUUACACCCCAGAGUACUUAAGGAGCUGGUGGGCAUCAUAGCCUAGUCACUGGCAAAGAUAUUUGAAAACUCAUGGUGCUCAGGUGAAGUACCUGAAGAUUGGAAGAAGGCCAGUGUGGUGCCUUUCUUCAAGAAAGGGAGGAAAGUAAAUCCAGGGAACUACAGGCCAAUCAGCUUGACCUCAAUCCCUGGAAAGAUUCUGGAAAAAAAAUAAUCAAAAACCCCAUUCAUGACAAGCUGGCUAAUGGCAACAUCUUGAGGGAUAGCCAGCACAGGUUAGUUGUGGGUAGGUCUUGCCUGGCCAAUCUCAUCUAACCAGCUGACAUAUCACCUGGACAGGGGAGAAGAGAUUGAUGUCAUAUAGCUGGACUUCAAAAAUGUCUUUGAUCUGGUGUCCCAUGAUCGCCUCAUAGAAAAAUUGGCCAACUGUGGCCUUUGCUACAUCACCGUCCGAUGGCUGGGGAAUUGGCUCUGAGGCUGGACCAGAGAGUGUGGCGCUCAGCAGAAGUGAAUCAUCACGGUGCUCCGUGACCAGUGGUGUCCCCCAAGGCUCCAUCCUUGGACCUGUUCUUUUUAGUGUCUUUAUUAAUUAUGUGGAUACUGGUGUCAGAAGUGGACUGGCCAAGUUCACUGAUACCACUAAACUUUGGGGUAAAACCUCCACACCUGAGGAUAGGGUGGUAAUCCAGGCUGACCUGGAUUGGCUAAGAAAGUGGGUGGAUAUAAACCUGAUGACAUUCAAUACCAACAAAUGCAAGGUGCUCCGCCGUGGCGGGGGUGGGGGAGAAUAUGCAGCAUGCUUAUAGGCUCGGCAGUGCUAUGCUCACUAGCACCAUGGUUGAAAAAGACUUAGGGGUCUUGAUUGACCACAAGAUGAACAUGAGCCACCAAUGCAGUGUUGCAGCUGGUAAAGCGAACAAAAUUCUGGCAUCUAUAGGUGCUCUCAAGUAAAUCUCAGGAUGCCAUCCUCCCACUGUACUCGGCCUUGGUGAGGCCGCAGCUGGAGUACUGCAUCCAAUUCUGGGCUCCGCAGUUCAAGAAAGAUGUGGAGAAGCUUGAGAGAGUCCAGAGGAGAGCCACGCAUGUGAUCAGAGGGCAAGAGAACCGGCCUUAUCAAGAGAGGCUGAGCGCUAUGGGACUUUUCAACCUGGAAAAGUGCAGACUCGGGGUGACCUGGUGGCAGCCUAUAAGUACAUAUGGGGUGUGCAUCAGGAUCUGGGAGAAUGCCUGUUGACCAGAGCGCCCCAAGGGAUGACAAGGUCAAAAUGUCACAAACUCCUCCAAGACCGUUUUAGGCUGGACAUAAGGAAAAACUUUACUGUCCGAGCCUCCAAGGCCUGGAAGAGACUCCCUCCAGAGGUGCAAGCACCUGCUCUGGACUCUUAAGAAAUGUUUGGGUGCUUACCUUGCUGGAAUGCUUUGACCCUAGCUGACUUCCUGCCCCUGGGGCAGGGGACUGGACUCGAUGAUCUUCCAAGGUCCCUUCCAGCCCUAAUGCUUGGGAAAUCUAUGAAAUCGAUGAUUUAGCUGGGGUUGAACUAGAUGACCUCCUGAGGUCCCUUCCAACUCUAACUUUCUAUGAUUCCAUGAUUCUGGAGCACACACCUUCAUCUCCAUAAUUGUCCUGUCUGCUGAUUACCCCCCCCCCCCCCCCGUGUAUAAAUCUGCCUCCUCCCUUUCCCUAAAUUACAAUGUUUAUGAGAAA
Messenger RNA from Alligator mississippiensis (American alligator), 6322 nucleotides. RefSeq names its product zinc finger protein 420. The transcript is spliced from 7 exons. Gene Ontology annotation, biological process: regulation of transcription by RNA polymerase II. The record is from RefSeq and is a predicted model, not a curated record. Bases 1 to 2766 code for a protein of 921 amino acids. Lineage: Eukaryota; Metazoa; Chordata; Crocodylia; Alligatoridae. Gene Ontology annotation, molecular function: DNA-binding transcription factor activity, RNA polymerase II-specific; RNA polymerase II transcription regulatory region sequence-specific DNA binding. Gene Ontology annotation, cellular component: nucleus.